UUAAUCCAAAUGGGUUUUCUCAACAUUUCACUUCAAACCCAAUGAUCGCCCCUUUCUUCUUCAGAUUGGAUUCUCGUUUUCCCUUCUGUUUUUCUUCAAUUCCGCUCUUACUUUUCACUACCACACCAGAUUCUGUAAUCAGGUUGUAAGGUUGAAUUACCAUGGGGGGAGCUUGUUCUAGGAAAAGAGAUCAACAAACCAACGAAGAUAAUGUGCAUGGAGGUGUUUCUAGAAGAUAUUCUAAAAGUGGAAGCUCAAAAUGGCUAGGAACUUCUUUUUCUCGAGCAUAUGUGGACAAUAAAGACGGAAAGGCAAUAUGCCCGUCUCUAAUGGAAUUGUGCAUUUAUAAAAUUUCUGAGGAAAUUUAUCAAUAUGGUACCUUUUCUAUGAUUCCAAGAGAUAUCAGUCAGCAGAUUUUUGAUGAAUUGGUCUAUUCUCAACGGCUUAACGAGGCUUGUCUUGAAGCUUUUCAAGAUUGUGCUCUGCAGGACAUUAAUUUAGGCGAAUAUCCAGGGGUUGAUGAUGCCUGGAUGGAUAUCAUCUGCUCACAGGGAUCAUCUUUACUUUCUGCAGAUCUUUCUGGUUCUGAUGUUACAGAUUCUGGUUUGUUCCAUAUGAAAGACUGCAAGAACGUUGAAGCUUUAAACUUUAAUUUCUGUGACCAGAUUUCUGAUGUCGGGCUUGGCCGAAUUAGUGGUCUUUCAAACUUGACAACUUUGAGUUUGAAAAGGAAUAGCAGCAUUACCGCCAAAGGGAUGAGUGUGCUUUCAGGAUUAAUCAAUUUGUUAAAGUUGGACUUGGAAAGAUGUCAUGGUGUCCAUGGUGGUCUUGUUCAUCUAAGAGGUCUGAAAAAGCUCGAGGCACUUAACAUCAACUGUUGUAACUGCAUUACUGAUGCGGAUAUGAAGCCUCUCUCAGAGCUAACAAACCUGAAAGAAUUACAAAUUUCUUGCAGCAAGGUCACAGAUCAUGGUGUCACAUUCUUGAAAGGUUUACACAAGCUUGCAUUGCUGAAUAUGGAACGCUGCCCGAUAACUGCAGCAUGCUUGGGUUCACUUUCAGAUAUUGUUGCUCUACUUUAUCUGAAUGUAAGCAGAUCUAAUCUGACUGACAAUGGGUGUGACAAGUUUUCAAAGCUGAAGUCUCUAAAAGUGCUGAACUUGGGAUUUAAUGAUAUAUCAGAUGCUGUUCUUGCACACCUGAAAGGUUUGAUACAUUUGGAGAGUUUGAAUCUGGAUUCAUGUCGAAUAGGGGAUGAAGGACUGGUACACUUAGCAGGUCUUGAUCAUUUGAAAUGUUUGGAAUUGUCUGAUACGGAAGUUGGAAACAACGGUCUUCGUCAUCUAUCUGGUUUGGUGAAUUUGGAAAGUUUGAACCUUUCAUUCACUAUUAUUACUGAUGGAGGGUUAAGAUACUUGGCUAAAUUGUCAUCUCUUAGAUCCCUCAAUUUAGAUGUUCGCCAAAUCACAGAUGCCGGACUUGCAGCUCUUACAAGUUUGACUGGAUUAACUCAUUUGGAUCUCUUUUGUGCUAAAAUAACCGACAAUGGGACGAAUUAUUUGCGCAAUUUCAAGAACUUGCGAUCCCUAGAAAUUUGUGGUGGGGGAUUAACCGAUGCGGGUGUGAAAAACAUCAAGAAUCUUCAAUCUCUGAUGCUUUUGAAUCUAUCUCAAAACAACCACCUGACAGAUAAAUCUCUGGAAUUGAUUUCCGAAUUGACACAAUUGGUCUCUUUAAAUGUUUCGAGUUCACGGGUAACCAGUGCAGGAUUGCAGCAUCUAACGAAGCUCAAGAACUUGAAAUCACUCAGCUUGGAGUCCACUAAGGUGACAGCAAACGAUAUAAAACGACUCCACGAAUCCCACCUCCCGGAUCUCAUGACGUUUCGGCCCGAAUGAUUCCCAAAGAAGACGACUUUUUGUACAUAAAGUUGGGUGCUCAUGGACUCGAGAAUUUGUUGAAUUGUAAAUACCAGAUACCUGCUGAAUGUGAAGCUUUUUCUUCCAUAAAAAUGGAAGCUGUAAAGUAAAUAAAAGCAUCCAUGGCUGGAUCUAUUUAAUAUUUAUCUUGAGAUUAAGAUUUCUUGAAAAGAUUCUUGUAUAUAUUCUGGGAUGGUUCUGUAUAAAAUGAAAAAUUCUUGUAGAUCAAGAUUUCUUGUAAUAUUUGUCUUAAGAUCAAGAUUUCUUGAAAAGAUUCUUGUAAAUAUUCUGGGUAUAAAAUGGAAAUUUCUUUAUUCAUGA
This is a messenger RNA of Cynara cardunculus var. scolymus (artichoke), 2240 nucleotides long. RefSeq names its product F-box/LRR-repeat protein 14-like. The coding region runs from base 162 to 1898 and encodes 578 amino acids. The record is from RefSeq and is a predicted model, not a curated record. Gene Ontology annotation, molecular function: protein binding. Gene Ontology annotation, cellular component: SCF ubiquitin ligase complex. NCBI's taxonomy places the organism in Eukaryota, Viridiplantae, Streptophyta, Magnoliopsida, Asterales, Asteraceae. Gene Ontology annotation, biological process: SCF-dependent proteasomal ubiquitin-dependent protein catabolic process. The transcript has 16 exons.